Messenger RNA from Rubroshorea leprosula, 908 nucleotides. NCBI's taxonomy places the organism in Eukaryota, Viridiplantae, Streptophyta, Magnoliopsida, Malvales, Dipterocarpaceae. The record is from the annotation of a GenBank genome assembly.
UUUUCUCAAUUUUCAUGAUGGAACAAAGUGAUGAUUCUUUUAGGAAUCAAAUUUCAGCUCUUUUGCGAGUUAUAAAUGUAACACGAUUCUUCAAACAGGACAAUGUUCCUUGCCAAAUUGAAGAGGGUCUCUUUUUGGGCUCAAUUGGAGCUGCUAAUAACAAGAAUGCACUCAAGAGUUCUAAUAUCACUCAUGUCUUAACUGUCGCUAGACCUGCACAUACAAAUGACUUUGUGUACAAAGUCAUUCCAAUUAGAGGGAAUUGCUCUUUUAAUGAUGCGGGCUUGGUUUUCGAUUUAGAAUAACUUCUUUUGAACAUUUGAAACUGUGCUUAUGAAGCAUUGUCUUUCCUCGUCUUAGUGAUGGUGUUCUUCAGAUGGUAGUCUAUUUCAGCUCUUUUGCUCCUGAGCAGCUAGUUACUCUUUCUAACAUAUGAGAAUGUUGCCUACAAGAGUCAGUAUCACUAUAGUUUAUUUAUACCUUUUAGCCAUCUGUUUCUCAUGCAUAAUCAAUUUUUGCCAAAACAUGCAUUCAACUGAUUCCAUAUGAACUAGCAUCAAUUUCCUAUCUUAUACAUGACUCACCUAAUCUAAGUUCUUUAAAAUGGAACCUUGUGGCUUCUGCUCACAUAAUAAGGCCAUAUUUACUCAUUGAUGAAAGGGCUAUUCGAGUUUUUUUAACACAUUGAGAAUCUUGAAGAAGCAUUAACAAUAACUCUAUUUUUCUCUCUGUAAAUUGAGGUAGUCUUGGACAAAGAAGAUACAAAUAUAACUCAGUACUUCGAUGAGUGCUUUGAUUUCAUUGAUGAAGCCAAACGACAGGGUGGUGGUGUACUUGUUCAUUGCUUUGUCGGAAGAUCCAGGAGUGUGACCAUAGUUGUUGCAUAUCUUAUGAAGAAACGUGGUAUG